This is a messenger RNA of Aspergillus mulundensis, 1665 nucleotides long. RefSeq lists its product as uncharacterized. Gene Ontology annotation, cellular component: membrane. The coding region runs from base 1 to 1665 and encodes 554 amino acids. The transcript has 5 exons. NCBI's taxonomy places the organism in Eukaryota, Fungi, Ascomycota, Eurotiomycetes, Eurotiales, Aspergillaceae. The record is from RefSeq and is a predicted model, not a curated record. Gene Ontology annotation, biological process: transmembrane transport. Gene Ontology annotation, molecular function: transmembrane transporter activity.
AUGACCGACCAAGUCGUCAAAGGCAAAACCAGCCUCGACCAGCCCAUGGCCGUCGACGCAUCCGCAAACCCAGCCUUCGAGGAUGCGAAAGUCGCCGAUACCGAACAGGCCACGGCAACCACUGAUGCCGCCCCCAGCUCCGCAAACAAGCCCAAGCCCCGCUCGCUCUGGGUCGCCUGGCUGUACCUCUUCGACUGGUAUCCGAGCCACUACUCGGCCCAGGAGCGGAAGCUCCUCUUCAAGCUGGACUGCGUGCUGCUGCCGCUUUGUUGUCUUGCGUACUUCAUAAAAUGGCUCGACCAAGUAAACAUCAACAACGCGUACUCCUCGGGGAUGAAAGAGGACCUGCAGCUCUACGGAAACGAGUACUCCCUCUUCGGCACCUUCUACAACAUCGGCUACAUGCUCUUCGAGAUCCCCAGCAUGAUGGUCAUGUCGCGGCCAAAGUUCGCGCGCUACUUCCUGCCCACAAUGGAAGUGGCCUGGUCAAUCCUAACAUUCGCGCAAUCGCGCCUCCGCAACGCCAACGAUAUCUACGGGCUGCGCUUCCUCCUCGGUGUCCUCGAAACCCCCGUCUCCAGCGGCACAAUGUAUAUCCUCUCAUCCUGGUACAGGGGCGACGAGCUCUUCAAGCGCGCUGGUGUCUGGUUCGUCAGCAGUAACAUUGGCAGUUUCGCGGGUGGGUAUCUCCAAGCUGCGGCGCAUGAGACGCUCGAUGGCGUGCAUGGGAUGGCGGGGUGGCGGUGGCUGUUUAUCAUCGAUGGGUGUAUUAGUUUGCCCAUUGCUCUGGGGAGUUUCUUUUUCUUUCCUGGGUUGCCGCAGGGGCCGAAGGUUUGGUGGCUGACGGAGAAGGACCAUGAGCUUUGUCGGGGGAGGAUGAGGAGUGAGGGGGUGCGCGAGAGUCGGAAGAUUGGGAAGCGCAUGCUCAAGCGGGUUUUUACGCACUGGCAUUUCUAUGUCGCGGUUUUUACGUAUAUUUUCUUCCAGUGUACCUCCUACGUUGCUGGCCAGAUGAUCCUCUGGUUGAAGGACCAGGCGGAUCGGUAUGGGACCUGGACGGUCUCGCAGAUCAAUAUGAUCCCGACGGGCGUUCAAGCGGUCUCGGUCUUUGCGGGUGUGCUUGCUACAUCGCUGGUCAUGGUGUAUCCGCCGUGGGCUGUUAUGGGCGUCGUUGCGUCGGUGCUGCUCUUCUCGAAUGUCUGUUUGCUUGUCUGGGAUAUCCCGCUUGGUUUGAAAUUCACCGCAUACUACCUCCUCGGCUUCACAUCCUGCGUCACGCCCAUCCUCUUCCCGUGGGUGAACAUGGUUAUGCGCGACGACUCGGAGGCAAGGGCGUUUACAUCUGGUGCUAUGAUGACAUUCGGCUGGGUCUUCUUCAGCUUCUACCCGAUCACGGUGUUCCCCGUCGUCGAGGCACCCAAGUGGCGGAAGGGGUAUACCGUCAACACGGUGUUUGUGAUCUGCUGGUGCACGCUCUUCAUGCUCGGACAGUUCCUCUGGAGACGAGAUGUCAAGGCGGGGAAAUACAGUGUUGGCGAGUAUGCUGUUAAGGAGAAUGAGGAUGGUGUGGAUAAGCUGGGGAAGGAUAUGGAAAACCUGAAUGACGGCAAAGGGGAGGGGCUGGAGCAUGUCGAGGUUCUCGGCGCGAAGGACGGGAGGACCUAG